Messenger RNA from Coregonus clupeaformis (lake whitefish), 4272 nucleotides. RefSeq names its product trithorax group protein osa-like. Bases 336 to 3764 code for a protein of 1142 amino acids. Gene Ontology annotation, biological process: regulation of transcription by RNA polymerase II. Gene Ontology annotation, cellular component: nuclear body. The record is from RefSeq and is a predicted model, not a curated record. Lineage: Eukaryota; Metazoa; Chordata; Actinopteri; Salmoniformes; Salmonidae. The transcript is spliced from 6 exons.
CUAGAUUGAUACUAGACUCGGUAUCAUUAGGACGAAUACUGCAAUAGAAAGGAUGAACUUGCCUGAUACUUGAAGUGAAUAUACAAUUAGCUUAAUCUUGGCUGUAGUAGCCCUUUAAUGUGAUACCUGUCGUUUUAUGUACUCACCACCAAUUUACCAGACAAAGAAGACUGUGGGGAGACAUUCAUUAUUUUUUCUCAAAGGUUGUCUUUAAACCUUUCUGUUCUUUUUUGAAGGACCUUGUUGGUUUUACAUUUUUGGCAGUAGUGGACUGAUAUACCGGACAGCAAAGUGGAUUUAACGGGACCGUCGCUGCAGUCCACCUUAUCUCCAAGAUGCUAUUGGUGUCUCCGCGGUUACUAGCCGACACACCUCGCAUGGAGCCCAUACUGUCUGGAUCACUGAAGAGGAGGCUGACUGUGACCGAGGGGGCCUACCAGGGAGGUUUACGGCAGGGCCAAGGGCCCAGUAACAUCCCCAAUCUUGUCCCCGGUUCAGGUCUGGGUCUGAAUGGUACCUCCUACGGUACCUCCAUGACCCAUGUUCCCGGGGCGCCCGCCAAGCGACUCCGCCUGGAGGAUGUGACCCUCGCCAUUGGUAGCAGCUUCCAGCAGAGUCCUUACUGUGGAGGACUGAGUUCUGGAGGUCAUGGAGGACCUGGAAGUCAGGGGUCACUGGAAGGUAACAGGCUGGGGAACGGUAACUCCGGCCUGGGGUCGCCUUACUCCAUGCCCCCUAAGGUGAGUCCAGGGUCUGGGAGUGGUGGUGGAGGAGGGGGAGGUGGAGGACAUUUUCACCCCAAUGGAAGCUCCUUGUCGGCCCCAUCGGUUGAGCAGGAGCUGCAAGAUAUUCUGGAUGAACUGACUAAGAACCCGGAUCCGUCGUUGACGGAGUUAGAUCUUGACAAGAUACUGGGGAGUAAAGAGGAACAGAAUCAGAAUCAAGGGCCUGGGCCAGGGUAUAUCCACCCACACUCGCCCAAACGCUCCCCCCAGAGACCCACCUCUCACCUGGAGAGCCACCUCACCCGUUCCCCAGGCUUCCCCCAGGCCGGGUCUCCCCAAGUAGGCCCGAGUCCAGCUGGAGCUCCCUACUCCAUCCCCCACCCCUCCAAACCGGUCCCCUCACCCCUCUCGGCCUCCCCUCAUCACUCCUCUUCCUCCUCUUCAUCCCAGAAUCAAGCUCGUUCUCCAAUGCUCUCAGCCGCCCUCUCGUCUCGACCCGGUUCCACGUGGCACGAAGUAUCGCGAGCCCAACAGCUCCAGCAAAUGGCGUCCAACUCCAACAAACACCAUUCCUCCAACACCCCUAUCCCACAGAACCAGUCCCAGAACCAGACCCAGGCCUCUAUGCCUCCUCUAUCCCAGCAAGGCUCACCCUGGGGUGGGCAGAAACUGCCCAACCUCCCCAACUCCUCCCCGCUCCACCAGCAACCAUUCAGCCCGGCUGGAAGCAUCCAGAGCCCUCAGGGAUCGCUGAGUCUCCCAUCCGCUGGUCCUUCACCACCCUACCACCCAGAGAAGCUAGGCAGUCCGGCUAUCACCCAACCCCCCUUCAGCCCACAAAGUACCCUCCUACCUGGAGGAACCACCACCACAUCCAGCACUUCAUCCAACAUCCAGGGGUCCCAGGCCAGCUACAUGCCCAGCGGAGGUGCACCGACACCGGGUGCCACAAGGCCCUCGCCCCCCUACAGGACGGACAAGCCCCAUGUUAGUCCGUUGCUUCAACCCCAGCCUCAACCUCAACCCCAGAACCAACCCCAAACCCAACAUCCACAUCCAUACAGCACCCAGAACGGGUCGGGACCCAACAACAAUAUGUCUAGCCAGCUCUACAAAGCCAUGACUGCAGGUCAACCCAGCAGCCUCAAGCUACUCAUGCAACAACAACAACAACAACAACAGCAACAGUCGAACACACAGCAGCUACAGACUAACGCCCAGCUGGGACAACACCCGUCCAUGUCCAAACCAGGCGGUGGUGGCGGUGUACCCCACCAAGAACCCCCAUACUCCUUCACUAACACCAAACCCCUUCGCCACUUUGAUCCCAACCCGGACCACCAAGGUGGACAGCAGCAGAAGAUGGGGGGAGGGGGACCGCCUGGACAAGGACCCCCCAACUCCAUGGCAGGUUAUCGGGGAAUGCAGCAUGGGGGUGCUGCCGGAACAGCAGCAUCUGUAGCAGCGAACCACGCCCAUUUACUACAGCAGAGGAUGCAGCAGAUGGCAGCGAUGCAACAGGCUGCAGCAGGAGCCUUGGGAGGGCCACAGCACUGUAGAGAGGAGCAGACCCCAGGUAUGGUCCCAGGUCUUCAGGACCCAUCGGUGCCCCGUCCAACCCAGACCAACUACAACAACCUGCUGCUCAUCAGGAGACACCUACAACAGCAGGAGCAGAAGAGGCAGAUGAACCAGAUGAACGGCGCACAGAUGGCUGAGUGCCAGCAGGGGGCACCAUUUACAGGUGGUGGUCGGCCUCUCUCUGCAGACUGUGGUGUUGGCUACCCCAUGGGUGGUCCCCAGCUAUCCCACGGUGGUCCCCUCCCAUCUGGGCCCGGCCGCCUCUCCCUUCCCCCAGGCCACCCAGGCCACCCCGGACCCCCAGGAUCUCUCACCCAAGUGGGCAGGCCGGUAGGCGCCUUCAUGGGUGGUCCUCCAGGCUCCAAGCAGCCCUUCUAUCACCCUUCACAGGGGGGCGAGUUUGUUGAUGCUGGUGGUAUGCCAAUGAGACAACCACAGUUGGCGCACGGCAUGAUGGGUAUGGGCGGUCCGGCUGGUCCUCCAAGGCCUGGGAUGCAGCAGCAGGUGUCCAGGACGGGGAUGACAAUCGUGGGGUCGGGGCCCGGGUCAGGGCCUGGGUCGGGGUUACCCCCUGGUCACCCCCAGCACCCACAGCAUCUACCACAGGCCCAUAGUGGUGGAGGGGCACCACUCCCACGUCUGAUGUUUACCGCUCAGCAAACACACCAACAACAACAACAACAACAACAACAACAACAGACUGCAAUGUGGCCUCCGCAGCAGCAGGGGGGACUAGUGAAUUCCAUGCAACAUCGCAUGCCCUGCAGCGACGGCCACAUGGACCCGUCUGCCAAUCACCAGCAGUCGCACGGACACAUAUUUCCUGGAGGGGGUGGGGGCACCAACGGAAGCUGCAACCUGAACCCCAACGGCCAGUUUACCCAGCAGGCAUUGCGGUCGGGGAUGCCCGGGGUUGGUAACAAUUUUGCCCCCCACCAAGGACCUCCAUCGUUACCCUCCAACCAAGGGGUCGGGGUGCCGUCCUUUCCCAGGAGACUGAUGCAGAAGCUGGGUGUGUCCACGGCAGGGCAGCCCCUACCCUCCAUGGUCCACCAGGGACUUCAGCCCGGUAUGAGGCCCAGGGGACCCCUCUCGGCCCUGGCUGGGAUGAAACCCGUUCCCCCUGGUAUGAUCCACCAUCCAGCCCACCCAGUCCACGGUAUGGCCCUACCUAGCUAUCCUGCCUCUGGGGCCGUCGUCACCAAACACCCCCAACCCCACCCACACCAACAUCCCCACCCCCAUGGGCCCGGGUAUGGACCAGGUCAGGGGAACCCUGGACACAAGCUACCCCCGUAUGAGUACACUCAGCAGGGGCAGAGUAAUGGGGGGAUGGGGGGUAGGCCUGGUGGUGGUGGAGGAGGGGAGGUAGACUUUAUUGACACUCUGGUGGGGUCAAACGAGGACUGGCUCAAUAACCUCACUAUGAUAGACGAGUACCUGGAGCAGAACUCAUAGGAGUGGGGUCAAAGGUUAAAUGUCAGGGGUCAGUAAGUUGACCUCAUUCCUGUAUAGAAGCGCUAGGGUUAAGGGUGUGAAAUGGACAGGGUAUAUAAAAGGCGUAUGAAGGCUUUAUAACUGGUAAUAACAGGUGUGUGUAUCUUUCUAGAAGGUUGUAGAAGGUGCCAUGGUUAUACCUAACUUGAGUGGACGGUUUGAGUGAAUGUGAUUGGAGCACUACACAGCCAACCCGCUGCUGCCGCAUAAACCAACCUUUGCCUCCCACCCCAAAAUGGCUACAUUCCCCGCAAGGUGUGCUGUCCCUUAUCGCCAGCGGCAAUAUUGGAAAGAGGGAAUGGCCAAAAUGGAACUCACGGAACACACAGAACCUCAUCAUCACGUGGUUACCUGGGAAACAGAAGCUUCACUCUAAAGCGCUAGCAACAGAGUAGUGGAGUCGCAUUCUCAUUGGUUGUUUCUGUGUCUGUAGCUUGAACAGUGGACUAAUAAAGUUGUUUGAAAUUUC